AUGGCAGAAGCAGCCGGACUUACACUUGGUGCUCUCGGCAUCGCCGCACUCUUCAAUAACGCCCUUGAAUGCUUUCAGUACGUUCGUGUAGCCAAGGACUUUGGCCAAGACUUCGAGACAUACCGCAUCAGGCUCCAUCUAUCCGAGAUUCGGCUCUCUCAUUGGGGCAGUGCCGUGGGUGUUACAGACACGGACGCUGAAACCCCUCUCCGUUUCUCUCCGGACGAGCAAGAAGUUGCGCAACGGACGCUUGAGCAUAUCAUCAAGCUGUUUCAGGUAACGGAGGAGAAGGCCAAAAACUUGGAGAGAAGAUCAUCAGAGCCUGAAUUCAGCGAUCGCAUGAGGAAGUUGUGUGAUAAGAUGAACAAGCUGGCUCUAGGCAGAACCAAUAAAGCAUCCAAGACGAAAGACGGUCUGUACGCGAAAACGAAAUGGGCGCUGUUCUCUCGGCAGGGUUUCAUCGACCUCGUUGGGUCUAUCUCCAGUCUAGUCAACGAUCUUAUAUCCGCUUUUCCAGAUGGUAUCAAGAAGAAUAGGGAGCGAUUGUGCAACGAAGACGUAGAGGAGCUUGUUGCGAAUGAACCGGAAGUCUCAACUCUGCUGAAGGACGCUUUGGGCGAGGAUGACGAACAGAUGCAAGGCGCAUUGCAAAAGGCUGUUGCUGCGACACAUCAAAAUACCACUACGUUCUCUGGUUCUGUCAUCACUCUAAUGCCCACUCGCCAUCCCCGCAUACCAAAUGUCAAACCCACGAAGCAUUCACUCUAUCUCGCACCCAUACGUUCUUUGGUGCAAGUCGCUGCAUCAAAGCCCCGCCGCGUUCCGAUUUCCCCGCUGAGAAGACCGAAUACCUUCACGCCUACCGCCUCCAAACUCUACAAGCCAGUUACUGCGACCGCCCCGACUAAACGCGAUAGCAUCGUCGCAAAGAUGCCUGAAACUAGCGUUCGACGCGUAGAUCCUCAGAAGCUGGGGAAAAUCACAUUCAAGAAGUCGGAGGACUUAAUCGAUGAAUGGGACAUAGAAUACGACGAUACAGAGGGCGAGGCUAAUGCCGGAACACUGAAGCAAGCAGCGGAGGAGCUUGUGAAUACAAACACCCCAGUCGCCUUUCCGACGGAGACUGUAUACGGACUCGGCGCGGAUGCGACAAGAAGCGCGGCGGUGAAGGAGAUCUUCGCGAGCAAAGGACGACCAGCCGACAACCCUUUGAUUGUCCAUAUACAUUCGUUGCCGCAGCUGCGAGCGCUACUGCUGGGUAAACUAGAUGUCGUAGGAGACGGCAAAGAUGCUGGAAAGGAUCCCAUGCCGGAUAUCUACAAGCCGGUGAUUGAGCGCUUCUGGCCUGGACCCCUCACUAUCAUUCUACCGGCCCCUGAGAAUUCGAUCCUCGCACCAGAGGUGACAGCAGGUCUUCCGACUUUUGGCGCACGAAUGCCGCGUUCUAUCAUCGCCUUGUCCUUGUUACGGCUAUGCGGUCGCCCACUCGCCGCACCAUCCGCAAAUGCGUCCACACGACCUUCGCCCACCGCUGCGGAACACGUUUACGACGACUUGAACGGCAAGCUAAACCUGAUAAUCGAUGGCGGGCCAUGCGAAGUGGGAGUUGAAAGCACAGUCAUAGACGGACUAUCGAGCCCACCUGCGAUACUGCGGCCGGGUGGCGUCACUGUGGAACAAUUACGGCAAUGCCCAGGAUGGGAGAACGUAGUGGUCGGAUACAAGGAUAAGCAAGCGGAAGACUCGAGUAAACCACGCGCGCCUGGGAUGAAGUACAGACACUAUAGUCCAAAGGCAUCGGUUCUUCUGUUCGAGGCAGGCGCAAGCCAACCUACAUCGGACGAGCUUAAGAGUAAGAGGCGCAUUGGUGUCAUUCGGACCAAGAGUUGGGAUAAAGUGUUGGGUUUGGGCGCCGAGAAGGUGAAGACAUCGGAUACGAAUGGACCAGGAAUUUGCGCUUCACCGGACACGGCCGCUUCUCUAGACGCCAACGACUCGCCGUCGCGCCUUUCAAAUCUUCUGCGAUCUGUCACUCAGCACCAAAUACCACGCGCCGAUCAUUACAUUGUGAAGCCCGAGGCAGUCCAGGUUUGGGAAAUCAACCUUGGCGCAAAAACUGAGGAUGUUGCUAGAGGUCUAUUCUCAGCACUAAGAGAACUCGACAAGAAAGGCGUCGAGGUCAUAUAUGUGGAGGGUAUCGACGAUAAGACAGGUGACGAUAUUGCCGCAGCGGUCAUGAACCGACUCAGGAAAGCGGCAGAGAUCAGGACAUGA
Alternaria infectoria is the source of this 2274-nucleotide messenger RNA. RefSeq lists its product as uncharacterized. The record is from RefSeq and is a predicted model, not a curated record. Gene Ontology annotation, cellular component: cytoplasm. Lineage: Eukaryota; Fungi; Ascomycota; Dothideomycetes; Pleosporales; Pleosporaceae. Gene Ontology annotation, molecular function: nucleotidyltransferase activity; double-stranded RNA binding; tRNA binding. The coding region runs from base 1 to 2274 and encodes 757 amino acids. Gene Ontology annotation, biological process: regulation of translational fidelity. The transcript has 2 exons.